AUGACUCUAAAUCCAGUCUGCGAGAAUGUGGAAACAUCAGAAGGUGUUCCUUUAACUGUGACAGGUGUGGCACAAGUCAAGGUGAUGCGGGAUGACAAACUGCUUGAGGCAGCAUGUCAACAAUUUUUAGGGAAAAAACAACGAGAUAUUCAAAACACUAUACUUCAAACGAUGGAAGGACAUUUAAGAGCUAUACUUGGCACUUUGACAGUGGAAGCCAUCUAUCGU
This is a messenger RNA of Schistosoma mattheei, 228 nucleotides long. Lineage: Eukaryota; Metazoa; Platyhelminthes; Trematoda; Strigeidida; Schistosomatidae. The record is from the annotation of a GenBank genome assembly.